This is a messenger RNA of Trichophyton rubrum CBS 118892, 873 nucleotides long. RefSeq lists its product as uncharacterized. Lineage: Eukaryota; Fungi; Ascomycota; Eurotiomycetes; Onygenales; Arthrodermataceae. The transcript has 2 exons. The record is from RefSeq and is a predicted model, not a curated record. Bases 1 to 873 code for a protein of 290 amino acids.
AUGCUUUCAUAUCUAGGAAAGAAGAUAACCAGGUGGCUUGGGUGCGGUGUAAAGCCGAAAUCCAUUUCAACAGGAACAGAUACCCCCGAAGCAACAGCCGUAGACUCAAACAGCCACCUAGGGAAGACUAAACCGGUGAUCCUCAUCAUUCAUGGCGCAUGGCAACAUCCAGCGUACUAUCAGGCCUUUGUCCAAGUGUUACAGUCAAGAGGUUAUGAGACCCAUUGCCCACGUUUACCGAGUUGCAAUGGCCAGGUUCCGCCUACAAAGUCACUUGAAGAUGAUGUCCACUUCAUACGCCAAUUCACAGCUCAGCUUACAGACGCUGGCAAGUUAGUUGAUGUCAUUAUGCAUUCAUAUGGCGGGAUAGUGGGAACCGACGCGCUUUGUAAAUUUGGUAUUGCAGAGAGAUCCAGAAGAGGAUUUGCCGGUGGAGUAAGGAAUCUAAUAUACCUGACAAGCUUUGUGCCUCAUAAAGGACAGAGUUUGGUAGGAAUCUUCGAGGGCCAAUCGUUACCAACUGUUAAAAUCAACGAAGAAACGAACCUCAUAUCAGCAACCGAUCCAAUUCCGAUGUUUUACAGCGACUUACCGAGUGAAGAAGCAGAGUACUGGGUGAAACAAAUGGUUGCUCACCCAUAUUCGGCGCAGUCCACUCCAGUCAGCAAUGAAGCGUUUCGAGAACUUCCGACCUCAUACAUUAUUUGCGAGAACGAUAAGGGUAUCUUGCCCGAAGUGCAGCAAAUGAUGAUUGAUAGACUCAAGGUUGCUGGUGUUGAUAUACAGGUCCAACGAUGCAGCGGAAGCCACAGCCCCUUUCUAAGCAUGCCCAAUGUCACUGCAGAUAUCAUCGAAAAUAUUUCAAAUGUUUGA